GGCGGCAGGAACGUGUGGCGGCGCGGGCGCUCAGCAUGGCUCGCCUGGUGCUUGGUCUGAUGAGCUGUACCCUCUUUAUAACAGUUAAUGGUCUGUAUUCGUCUAGUGAUGAUGUAAUUGAAUUAACCCCCUCAAACUUCAACCGAGAAGUUAUUCAGAGUGACAGUUUGUGGCUUGUAGAAUUCUUUGCUCCAUGGUGUGGCCACUGCCAGAGGUUAACACCAGAAUGGAAGAAAGCAGCAACUGCCUUGAAAGAUGUUGUCAAAGUUGGUGCAGUUGACGCAGACAAACAUCAGUCCCUAGGGGGUCAGUAUGGUGUUCAGGGAUUUCCUACCAUUAAGAUUUUUGGAUCCAACAAGAACAAACCAGAAGAUUAUCAAGGUGGCAGAACUGGUGAAGCCAUUGUGGACGCUGCCCUCAGUGCUCUGCACCAGCUUGUGAAAGACCGCCUUGGCGGCCGGGGCAGUGGCUACAGCUCUGGAAAACAAGGCAGAGGUGACAGUUCAAGUAAGAAGGACGUGAUUGAGCUGACGGAUGACAACGUUGACAAGAAUGUCCUUGACAGUGAAGAUGUUUGGAUGGUUGAGUUUUAUGCUCCCUGGUGUGGACACUGCAAAAACCUAGAGCCAGAAUGGGCCGCGGCUGCUACAGAGGUGAAAGAGCAAAUGAAAGGCAAAGUGAAACUCGCAGCUGUGGAUGCCACCGUGAACCAGGUUCUUGCCAGCCGAUACGGGAUUAGGGGAUUCCCUACAAUCAAGAUAUUCCAGAAAGGUGAGCCUCCUGUGGAUUACGAUGGGGGCACGAGAUCCGACAUUGUUUCCCGGGCCCUCGAUCUGUUUUCUGAUAACGCCCCACCUCCUGAGCUGCUUGAGAUCAUCAAUGAGGACGUCGCCAAGAAGACGUGUGAGGAGCAUCAGCUCUGCGUCGUGGCCGUGCUGCCCCACAUUCUUGACACGGGAGCUGCAGGCAGAAAUUCUUACUUGGAAGUUCUUCUGAAGUUGGCAGACAAAUACAAGAAGAAGAUGUGGGGGUGGCUGUGGACUGAAGCUGGAGCCCAAUCUAAACUAGAAAAUGCGCUGGGGAUUGGAGGGUUUGGAUACCCUGCUAUGGCAGCUAUUAAUGCACGCAAGAUGAAAUUUGCUCUCCUAAAGGGAUCAUUCAGUGAGCAAGGCAUUAAUGAGUUUCUCAGGGAGCUGUCUUUUGGGUGUGGAUCCAUGGCGCCUGUAGGCAGUGGGGCUUUCCCCACCAUCAGCACCAGGGAGCCCUGGGAUGGCAAGGACGGCGAGCUUCCCGUGGAAGACGAAAUUGACCUGAGUGACGUGGAGCUGGAUGACCUGGAGAAAGAUGAGUUGUGAGAGGCUCCGCAAAGACUUCAGCUUUCUUUUCUUGGGAGCAGAUUUUCCUGCGGUGAAGGAACGUCCUUUCCAGUCCAAGGAACCUACCAGUGGCCUUUUUAACCGAGAAGUAACCC
Molecule: messenger RNA, 1471 nt
Organism: Budorcas taxicolor (takin)
Lineage: Eukaryota; Metazoa; Chordata; Mammalia; Artiodactyla; Bovidae
Product: protein disulfide-isomerase A6-like
Biological process (GO): response to endoplasmic reticulum stress
Cellular component (GO): endoplasmic reticulum lumen
Molecular function (GO): protein disulfide isomerase activity; protein-disulfide reductase activity
Source: RefSeq, a predicted model, not a curated record